Poecilia reticulata (guppy) is the source of this 1965-nucleotide messenger RNA. Lineage: Eukaryota; Metazoa; Chordata; Actinopteri; Cyprinodontiformes; Poeciliidae. The record is from RefSeq and is a predicted model, not a curated record.
UUUGCAGCGCCGGCUGGAAGAUCUGACGAGCGCACUGCGAGGCGAGUGAGUGAGGACCUGCAUAUCUGCGGCUGUUUCUCAUCAUUUCUAAGCUGGUGGGCUUCUAUAUCACAGCUGAUGACUGUCCCUCCGGAGGCUGGAUUACAGGGGUUAGCGGCAAGCCUGAGUGUCUGGUGAAGGGCGUGCCCCGGCUUGUAUGUUGGUCACCUACGCUCGCUCUUGCUCACAGGGAUCAUGUGGCUUUGUCCGAGGAGAAAUCGUUUCCCCUUGCAGAACUGGCGCGGUGUCCACAGUUGCACCAAUUUCAGCGUGUCCUUGUGGGUUUUAAGCUUCUGCUGGUGCUUCGCGGCCCUGCGAGGUCAGAACUACCACCCCACUGUGAACACGCAGUACGGGAAGCUCCGCGGGGUGAGGGUGCCCCUACCGAGUGAGAUCCUGGGGCCCGUCGACCAAUACCUGGGGGUCCCCUACGCGGCUCCGCCCGUGGGAGAGAAGCGCUUCAUGCCCCCAGAGCCGCCUUCUUCCUGGUCGGGGAUCAAAAACGCCACCCACUUCGCCCCCGUCUGUCCCCAGAAUAUUCACAAUGCAGUGCCAGAGAUCAUGAUGCCAAUAUGGUUCACCUUUAACCUGGAUAUAGUUACCACAUACAUACAGGAUCAGCACGAAGACUGUCUUUACCUAAACAUCUAUGUUCCAACGGAGGAUGUCAAAAGAAUAUCCAAGGAAUGUGCGAGGAAACCCAACAAGAAAAUAUGUAGAAAAGGAGGGGCCCAUGCAAAAAAACAGGGCGAAGAUUUGUCGGAAAACGACGGUGACGAAGACGAAGACAUACGAGAUACCGGGGCCAAGCCUGUGAUGGUCUACAUCCACGGAGGGUCCUACAUGGAGGGGACUGGCAACAUGAUUGAUGGGAGCGUCCUGGCCAGCUACGGAAACGUCAUCGUUAUCACUCUCAACUAUCGGGUCGGCGUCCUCGGCUUCCUCAGCACGGGCGACCAGGCUGCUAAAGGGAACUACGGGCUGCUGGACCAGAUUCAGGCUUUGAGGUGGAUCAGCGAGAACAUCGGCUUCUUCGGAGGAGAUUCCAACCGCAUUACCGUAUUUGGAUCUGGGAUCGGAGCUUCCUGCGUCAGCCUGCUCACCCUCUCCCAUCACUCUGAAGGUCUGUUCCACAGAGCUAUCAUUCAGAGCGGGUCCGCACUCUCCAGCUGGGCCGUGAACUACCAGCCGGUCAAGUACACCCGUCUCCUGGCAGAGAAGGUGGGCUGCAACGUCCUCGAYACAUCAGACAUGGUGGACUGUCUACGGAAGAAGAGCUCCAGGGAGCUGGUGGAGCAGGACAUCCAACCUGCCAGGUACCAUGUGGCCUUUGGACCUGUCAUCGAUGGGGAUGUUAUUCCAGAUGACCCUGAGAUUCUAAUGGAGCAGGGCGAGUUUCUCAACUACGACAUCAUGCUGGGGGUGAAUCAGGGCGAAGGCCUGCGGUUUGUGGAGAAYGUGGUGGAUUCGGAGGACGGUGUGUCUGGGAACGACUUUGACUUCUCCGUGUCGGAUUUUGUGGACAGCUUGUACGGAUACCCAGACGGAAAGGACACACUGAGGGAGACCAUCAAGUUCAUGUACACGGACUGGGCAGACAGAGACAAUCCGGAGACUAGGCGAAAAACGCUGGUGGCUCUCUUCACCGACCACCAGUGGGUGGAGCCGUCGGUGGUGACUGCUGAUCUUCACGCUCGCUAUGGCUCACCCACCUACUUCUACGCCUUCUACCACCACUGCCAGAGUCUUAUGAAGCCUGCGUGGUCAGACGCGGCCCACGGGGACGAAGUGCCAUAUGUCUUUGGAAUUCCUAUGAUUGGUCCCACCGACCUUUUCCCCUGUAACUUCUCCAAGAAUGAUGUCAUGCUCAGUGCUGUCGUGAUGACCUACUGGACCAACUUUGCCAAAACUGGAUGUUUGCAGUGA